CUUUCACAUGUUUUGAAGAUCCCACCAGAAAACUUGGUAAAAUCAAUCUGUGCUGUUCCAGUGUCAAAAAAUAGGCAGGCUGCUGACUUCCAGUUCUUUGUGAGUUCUGUGUUAGAUGCUAAUUCUACAGAUUACACAGCAUCAGAUAUUAAUCUUCAAGCAGAGAAGCUGGCAAACAAGCUAAAAUGUGAUGGAGUUGUGAGCAAAAUCAGCCCAGGUAAAGGAACAGUAGACUUCACAAUAAAUCGAGACUUAUUGGCAAAGGCAGUGUUGCAGCAGGUAUUUGAGGAUGGUUCUGAAUAUGGAAUAAAGAGCGAACUUUUCUCAGGAUUGCCAAAAAGAAAGGUUCUGAUUGAUUUUAGUUCACCCAACAUUGCAAAGAAGUUUCAUGUUGGUCACUUACGUUCUACAUUAAUAGGGAAUUUCAUAGCAAAUAUCAAUGAAGCGAUUGGACAUCAUGUGACAAGAAUAAAUUAUCUUGGAGAUUGGGGCAUGCAGUUUGGUCUGUUGGGAGCUGGCUUCCAAUGGUUUGGCUCUGAAGAAAAGCUAAAAUCUAAUCCUUUGCAGCAUCUUUUUGAGGUCUAUGUACAGGUCAACAAAGCUUCAGAAGAGGAUGAAAAUAUUAAAACUCUGGCACAAGAUUUCUUUAGAAAAUUGGAAGCACAGGAAGAAGAGGCAGUGUCACUGUGGCAGCAUUUUAGAGAUGUUAGCAUUGAAGAAUAUGCUCGGGUGUAUAAGCGUCUGGGAAUCUACUUUAAUGAAUAUUCUGGAGAAUCAUUUUAUCGAGAGAAAAGUCAGGACGUUCUAAAGAGGUUGAAUGCAAAAGGACUUCUUAAGAAAAUAGAAGGAGUAGGAAAAGUUUGUCUUUCUGAAAACGGAGACCAAGUUGCUGUAAUGCGUAGUGAUGGAACUUCGCUUUACCUAACAAGAGAUCUUGCUGCUGCUAUAGACAGAAUGGAAAAAUACAAGCCUGACAUUAUGUUAUACAUCACAGAUAAAAGUCAGAGCUCUCAUUUUCAACAGAUGUUCCAGAUAUUGAAAUUACUUGGUUUCAAUUGGGCAGAAAGGUGCCAGCAUGUGCCCUUUGGGAGAAUUCAAGGCAUGAAAACUCGAAAAGGAGAAGUGAUUUUCCUGGAAGAUGUUUUAAAUGAAACUUGUUCCAUGGUGUUAGAAAGACGUGCUUCUACAAAAACCACGAAAGAAUGUGACAAUCCUCCUGAGACUGCAGAACGGAUUGGGCUCGCAGCACUUAUCAUUCAGGACUUCAAAGGCCUCUUAUCAUCUGAUUAUCAGUUUAACUGGGAUCAUGUUCUUCAAAGCAAAGGCGAUACUGGUGUCUUUUUGCAAUACACGCAUGCCAGGCUGCACAGUUUAGAAGAAAUAUGUGGAACUGUCCAUCAAGGGACUCCCAUGAACACUGCUUGUUUACAAGAUCCACUAGCAAUAUCCUUACUUCAACAUCUUCUCAGAUAUGAUGAGAUUCUUUACCAAUCUUCACAAGAUCUUCAGCCCAAGCAUAUUGUUAAUCAUCUCUUUAAACUCAGUCAUUUAGUAUCUGCAGCUCACAAAAAUCUCCCUGUGAAAGGCAGCGCUCUGGAACUAGCUCAGGCAAGGCUCUGCCUUUUCCAUGCUGCUCGCUCUGUUCUAGCCAACGGACUGAAGCUUCUAGGAAUCACACCUGUAGAUAAAAUGUAAUGGAAAAACGUCCUUGAUGUUUAUUGUGGCUGUUGCUUUUAUGAAAAUUAUCUGACCUCCGAUUUAACUUUCAUGGCCUUUCCAGAUUGAUGGGAAUCUUCAGAAGGCCUUUUUAC
This is a messenger RNA of Python bivittatus (Burmese python), 1811 nucleotides long. The record is from RefSeq and is a predicted model, not a curated record. Lineage: Eukaryota; Metazoa; Chordata; Lepidosauria; Squamata; Pythonidae.